CACCAACGCCAAAUUUCAAAGGCGGCUCUAUCCAAUUUCUUUUCUAUACAAAGUCUCUUAUAAUAAAAAAAUCCCAAAUGGUAUUUUACUCUGUAAAAAAGAUGCAAUUUUGUCAUUUUAGAACUGAACAUUAUUCAUCUUCUCUUCCUUGAAACUCAUUGGUUGCUUUCCUAUUCUUCGUCAACCAUUUUUCCAGGCUCAACCCACAAAAUUUCAGUAACCAUUCGAUUGAAUUGAAGACAAUCAACCUGCAAAUUUCCUCUGGGUAUCAAAUCGAUGUUGCGGGCAACUCGUGUAUAACAAUCAAAGAGAAAUUUAUAUCAUAUAGUGAAUGUGGGGAAGUGGGGAUUUGGUUCUGGUGGAGGAAGUCCUUGCGUGCAUACAUAUUCUAUAACUCUAUGCGGUGGAUACCUAGUUGGGGUCCUUUGUCCAAUUAGUAUUUCACUGUUCUUCAUGUACUUCAAUUCUCUGGCCAUUGUUGCGGUCAUCAAUAGGAUUUUUCAGCAACAAUGUAUAGCAAUUUCAAGGAGCAGGCAAUAGAGUAUGUUAGGCAGGCGGUUCAGGAAGAUAAUGCUGGGAAUUAUGCCAAGGCCUUUCCUCUUUACAUGAAUGCACUUGAAUACUUCAAGACCCAUCUGAAAUACGAGAAGAAUCCGAAAAUCAAGGAGGCUAUUACACAGAAAUUUACAGAAUAUUUGCGAAGAGCAGAGGAGAUCAGGGCUGUCUUAGAUGAUGGGAGCAAUUCGAGGCCUGCUGCAAAUGGUGAUGCAGCUGUUGCUACUAAAGCUAAAAGCAAGCCUGGAAACAAGGAUGGAGAUGGAGAUGGAGAGGACCCUGAGCAAGCAAAGUUGCGUGCAGGGCUCAAUUCUGCAAUUAUCCGAGAGAAGCCAAAUGUGAAAUGGAAUGAUGUGGCAGGUCUUGAAAGUGCGAAACAGGCAUUGCAAGAGGCAGUUAUUCUUCCUGUGAAGUUUCCACAGUUUUUCACAGGGAAGCGGAAACCCUGGAAAGCUUUUCUUCUAUAUGGACCUCCUGGAACUGGAAAGUCUUACCUGGCAAAGGCUGUUGCAACUGAAGCAGAGUCAACAUUUUUCAGCAUUUCUUCAUCGGACCUUGUUUCAAAAUGGAUGGGUGAAAGUGAGAAACUUGUUUCAAAUCUGUUCCAAAUGGCUCGGGAUUCCGCCCCUUCUAUUAUAUUCAUUGAUGAAAUAGAUUCCUUGUGUGGGCAACGUGGAGAAGGAAAUGAAAGUGAGGCUUCUCGACGAAUAAAAACUGAACUUCUGGUUCAGAUGCAGGGUGUAGGUAAUAAUGACCACAAAGUGCUUGUUCUGGCUGCGACCAAUACUCCGUAUGCAUUGGACCAGGCAAUCAGACGGCGAUUUGACAAACGGAUCUACAUCCCUCUACCAGAUCUCAAGGCAAGGCAGCAUAUGUUCAAGGUCCAUUUAGGUGAUACACCUAACAACCUUAGUGAAAAAGAUUUUGAGGAUCUUGCUCGUAGAACAGAGGGAUUCUCUGGUUCUGAUAUAUCAGUCUGUGUAAAAGAUGUUCUAUUUGAACCCGUUCGGAAAACUCAAGAUGCCAUGUUCUUCAGGAAGAUUUCAACAGAGGAUGGAGAAAUGUGGAUGCCAUGUGGUCCCAGGCAAGCUGGUGCCGUGCAGACUACUAUGCAGGACCUUGCAGCAGAAGGACUAGCUGCAAAGAUACUACCACCGCCAAUCUCAAAAGUAGAUUUUGAUAAAGUUCUUGCAAGGCAAAAGCCAACUGUUAGCAAGGAGAACCUGGAAGUGCACGAGAGAUUUACUAAGGAAUUUGGUGAAGAGGGCUGACAAGUUCCAAUCAAAGCAGUCUAUUAACUGAAUCUGUAAUUUUAUGAAAACUAAAUCAUCAGCUUUUAAUUAACAUGGCAAGCUCUAUUAUUGCUAAUAAUAGUGUCAUUGAUUGCUAGCCCCAAUCUCGUGUUUUUGGUUCACUGUAUUUCUUGUGAUUGUAUAGGAGUGUUUUCUUUUUUAGUUUGACUCGUCUCAAAUUUUGAAAUUUGUGGCCUGAUAUUCUAGGACUUGAGUUCUGCAAUUAUAAUUCAGUUGUGAAUUGGUUAUCCAUUUA
This is a messenger RNA of Cryptomeria japonica (Japanese cedar), 2103 nucleotides long. RefSeq names its product protein SUPPRESSOR OF K(+) TRANSPORT GROWTH DEFECT 1. Lineage: Eukaryota; Viridiplantae; Streptophyta; Pinopsida; Cupressales; Cupressaceae. The coding region runs from base 510 to 1826 and encodes 438 amino acids. Gene Ontology annotation, biological process: vacuole organization; endosomal transport. The transcript is spliced from 9 exons. The record is from RefSeq and is a predicted model, not a curated record. Gene Ontology annotation, molecular function: ATP binding; ATP hydrolysis activity.